Molecule: messenger RNA, 540 nt
Organism: Aspergillus puulaauensis
Lineage: Eukaryota; Fungi; Ascomycota; Eurotiomycetes; Eurotiales; Aspergillaceae
Product: DUF1772 domain-containing protein
Exons: 2
Coding region: 1-540 (179 amino acids)
Source: RefSeq, a predicted model, not a curated record
AUGGCCCAAUAUCCACCUGGAAUCCGCGUCGCCCAGGCCGUCGGCCUGACUGGAGCCGCAUACCUAGCUGGCAACAUCGCAUCCUUCACCCUCGCCAGCGUCCCAGCCCUCCAAACCGCACACGCCCGGUACCAAGCACCCCUGACCCUAAUCGUCAAGCAAUGGCGCGACAUGUACGAAGCCGGCCACAGUCAGAACCCGCCCGUCGCGAUCCUGGCGGCGUCGGCAUUCGCGUUCCUUGCAUGGUCCGUGCACCGGGAUGUCGCGAUCGCGGCCCUGGCGCCGCGCAACGCGUCCACGCUUUAUGGUCUUGCGGCGGCGUUGACGGUGGGGAUUGUCCCGUGGACUCUUGCGACGAUGAUGGGAGUUAAUCGGUUGUUGUUGGAGAGGGCGGGGAAUGCGGCUUGGGCGCCGAGUGGGGAGAAGGGGGAGGAGGAGGAGGUCGAGGUUACGGGGGCUUUGGCGAAGUGGAAGACUCUUAAUGGGGUGAGGGCGUUGUUGCCGCUUCUGGGGGUUGUUGCGGGUGUUUGUGCUUUUUAG